Messenger RNA from Punica granatum (pomegranate), 1892 nucleotides. The record is from RefSeq and is a predicted model, not a curated record. Lineage: Eukaryota; Viridiplantae; Streptophyta; Magnoliopsida; Myrtales; Lythraceae.
CAAUUUCCUCACGUUUCUGCUUCCCCUCCCUCAUCCUCGUGGCUCGGCGGCUGCUACCUUCUCUGCUUCGUCCUCCCCAUCGCACUCUCGAGCUAUCUCUGGUCCGUAAAGCAGCUUCUUCAGCCGCUGAAACCGCCGCCUUGUUGCCCAGUUGAAGUGUAAGAGGCUAUCAUAUCAUGGCGCACAGGCUGUUGAGGGACGCAGAGGCCGAUGGAUGGGAGCGGUCAGAUUUUCCCAUCAUCUGCGAAUCUUGCUUGGGGGACAACCCUUAUGUUCGCAUGACAAGAGCAUUAUAUGACAAGGAGUGCAAGAUCUGUCAGCGACCAUUCACAGUUUUUAGGUGGAGACCCGGUCGUGAUGCAAGAUAUAAGAAAACAGAGAUUUGUCAGACAUGCUGUAAGCUGAAAAAUGUAUGUCAAGUCUGUCUUUUAGAUCUUGAAUACGGGUUGCCAGUUCAGGUUCGAGACACUGCUUUAUCCAUAAAUUCAAAUGACACGAUCCCCAAGAGUGAUGUCAAUAGGGAAUACUUUGCGGAGGAGCACGAUCGCAGGGCUAGAGCUGGCUUGGAUUAUGAAUCCUCAUAUGGCAAAGUUCAAUCCAAUGACACUAUUUUGAAACUUCAACGAACAACGCCAUAUUACAAGAGGAACCGAGCUCAUGUGUGCAGUUUUUACAUUCGGGGUGAGUGUACCAGAGGUGCAGAGUGUCCAUACAGGCAUGAGAUGCCAGUAACUGGCGAAUUGUCCCAGCAAAACAUAAAGGACCGUUACUACGGAGUGAAUGAUCCUGUGGCGCUUAAACUACUGAACAAGGCAGGUGAAAUGCCCUCCUUAGAACCUCCGGAGGAUGAGAGCAUCAAAACCCUCUAUGUGGGCGGGCUCGAUGCUAGGGUCACUGAGCAAGACUUGAGGGACCACUUCUACGCCCAUGGUGAGAUCGAGUCGGUAAGAAUGGUCCUACAAAGGGCAUGUGCCUUUGUGACUUAUACAACCCGGGAAGGAGCAGAGAAGGCUGCCGAGGAGCUUUCUAACAAGUUGGUCAUAAAGGGUCUGAGGCUGAAACUCAUGUGGGGCCGCCCUCAGGCUCCUAAACCAGAAUCCGAAGGCUCGGAGGCCGCAGCAAGGCAGGUAGCACAUAGUGGGAUGCUCCCAAGAGCGGUGAUAUCGCAACAGCAGCAGCAGCAGCAGGGACAGAUGGGCAUGCAGUACUAUAAUGCCCCGAUCCCACCACCUCCUCAGCAGGAAAGAGCAUAUUAUCCCUCGAUGGAUCCCCAGAGGAUGGGUGCCCUCGUCCACACUCAAGAGGGGUCUUCUUCUGGUGGGCAGGGGGAGAGUAAACCCGGGUCCUCUUAUCCGACCAUGCCCCCACCUCCCCCUCCGCCUCAUGGGCAGUAUUAUCCCCAGUAUUAUCCUCCUCCAUAUGGAUAUAUGCCGCCUCCACCGGCCUACCAGCAGCAGUAUCAGCCACCACAUCAGUCUGCUGGUCCACCUCAGCAAUAUCAGCAUCCAAUGCCCGUUGGACCAUCGGCCUCCUCGAGUUCUGGGCCUGGUGGUGCUUCAGGGUCUGGGCAAGCACCAUCAACAUCUUCUGGAGCCGGCCCUGGUCCCGAGCCUUCUGCACCAGAAGGGUCCUCCCAGCAGUGAUUUGGCGCCCUUUAUCUUUAAAUGUCGAGUGGGAUUAGUACGACAUACUAGUCAGCCUGGAUUUAUGGAAGUGUGGAUGAGUAUCAGGCAGUAGUCUUAAGCCUUGUCUGCGUUUCGGGAUCUUGGAGUUCAGGCAAAGCUUUUGGCUGAGAUGUGAUAGUACUUUCGUUGUAUUUUCAGUUGUUCUUAUAUACUUCAAAUGCAUUAACAGUCCCGUGGACUUAGUAGAUUACGCCAAUCAUUCGCUAA